AUGGAGAAUUCUAUAUCGAACUCGACGCAGCUCACGAAGAUCAAAGGGGCCCUGUCAUCCGUCAGCUUUGGCGGCAAUUUGAUUGAAGUUGCCGCCCUAACAUCGUUGAUCGGGUCAACCGCCGCAGAAUCGCUUGCACUGGGCGACAAAGGACCUGCUGGCCUAGUAUGGGCAAUGAUGACUGUUUUCGGGGCCAUCCCGGUGGUGCGACUAUUCAUCGCGACUACAACUCCGGGCUGGCUCCGCGAAAGUAUGGGCGUUAGCAAUGCCAAGUCAGAUGCUGUGGUAGGGUUGUUCCAGAACACCGAUGCAGCUUUCAGGUUUCAAGAUCGCAAAGAGCCUGCAACAGCCGUUGAGUGUGAAAUGAGGAAUGCUAGAACUGCGGACAUGAAAGAUUCCCCGAUGGACUCCAAACGUCGAUUCGUAUAUGUGUUUAACCAGCGCACGAUCCAUAUUUUGAACUGUAUCCCUUUCAGCCUCCCUGGUGACGAUCUGAAAGUUUACUCUUUUGUCGAGGACCCAUGGCGGGAUAAGAGAUAUGCUUCGUGGUAUACUUAUCUCGACUGGGGUCUUCUUGCUCUCUCAGCGGUGGGAAAGCUAGGGGAGUUUACCCUCCUCUGGAGGUCUGAUGCUCAUAUGCUGGCUUGGGUGAGUCUCUCUACUUGGUCAUUCUUCUUCUCCGCUGCCCUCAUCUUGCGGCUUCAUAGUCUAUGGGGAUCUUCCCGAAAGUCGGAGGUGGACAUAAUUACUGGUACUCUCCCAACAUGCUCUUCACCGGGAGGAGAUCGCAAGAUUCUGCUUGGGAUACCCAAGAGUGUGCGUGUUCAUGUUCUUUGGAGAAUUAUCUGGGGCUUUGGUGUUUUUGUCGGCAUCGCUACUGUUGGCACUACAUACUUCGCGCUUAGUCAGUAUACCAGCAACGAGGCCUUCUUGAUCUGGGUUGCAUUCCAGGCCCUAUGGCUCAGUACACGGUCUGCGCUUUACUACUUUCUUAGCAACCGAGAAGGUCAGUAUCAUGUUGGCCUAGAAGGCAAGCCUUGGGGCAAGGUGGAUGUGCAAGACAGAGCCAGGAUACGUCAUCUUGUUUACACACUAUCAAAAUACCAAAUACAACUUCACCCUCGAUCGCCACUUAGUUAUGAAGACGACAUUCUUAUGCCGGAGAGGGUGGAAAAUCUUCAAUCAGUAUACCCUGCAUCUCCUGGAGAUAAGAACGUUAGUCUCUCAAUUUGCGGCGUUAUCCCCGAUACCGUUCUUUCAAGUGCAUCGUGGGUAUUUGGAUGCAAGGAAGGUGGAUUCGAUUUUUAUGACACUUGUAUCAUCGUCCUUAAUACUCCCACAGGCGUCAUCUCUAUACCUGCCGCCCGGGCACUUUCUACACGCCCGCUCAAUGCGAUACCUGAGAUUGAUUCGGAAGAAGGCGUUGACUUGAUUCAUUUACCUCGUGGUGGCUCACUACCUCAAGGCAGUGUAGCGCUUAAAGACAAUGGCAUUGAAGUGAAGUGGUGCUACUGGAUUCCAUGCUCUGAGGGACGCUGGCUGUACUUUACAACUGAACAGACAAAAAAUCGUGGAUCCAAGGAUGCGGCCAUCCUGUCAGAUUUGGAGGUCACUGAUUUACUAAACAACGGGAGGGUAAUCAAUAUCAGCUUGAAGCACGUUGAUGAAGUAAAGGAAAUUUUGCACUAUUCGACGUUGGCUUGUGGGUAUCUUCUGAAUUUGCUGAGAUAA
Molecule: messenger RNA, 1731 nt
Organism: Penicillium angulare
Lineage: Eukaryota; Fungi; Ascomycota; Eurotiomycetes; Eurotiales; Aspergillaceae
Exons: 2
Coding region: 1-1731 (576 amino acids)
Source: RefSeq, a predicted model, not a curated record